UCAGCCCGCCACGCUUUCAACAUCAAAGUCCUCCGUCGACACGAUGCCAGCAUCUCUUCCAUCCUCUACUCUGCCUCUUUCGUCGUCCUCUACCAAUACUCGACCUCUUCGAGCUCAUGGACAAAGACGGGCAUAGAAGGUCCCAUGUUCCUCUUCAAGCGCAGUGAGAGCCCUUUUUAUGGGGCUUUUGUUCUCAAUAGGAAUGGGGUGGAGAAUUGGGCGAGUAGUAUAAGGGGGGAAGACGAUUUGGAGGUGAGCGAGGAUUUUGUCAUUUUUAGGUCGACGAGCGAUGGGGAUGGGGAUCGCGUCGUCGGUAUUUGGGUCUUUGAGAAGGAGCAGAGA
Jaminaea rosea is the source of this 342-nucleotide messenger RNA. Its product is annotated as PH domain-like protein. The record is from RefSeq and is a predicted model, not a curated record. The transcript has 2 exons. Gene Ontology annotation, molecular function: enzyme activator activity; mRNA binding. Gene Ontology annotation, biological process: deadenylation-dependent decapping of nuclear-transcribed mRNA; positive regulation of catalytic activity; deadenylation-independent decapping of nuclear-transcribed mRNA. NCBI's taxonomy places the organism in Eukaryota, Fungi, Basidiomycota, Exobasidiomycetes, Microstromatales. The annotation marks the transcript as partial. Gene Ontology annotation, cellular component: P-body.